AUGGCGACACUGGGCUACCGCGACUCGGGCUCCGUGGUCCUGUCCAAGGCUGAGGCACUCCGCCAGGCACACGAGAAGGAUGGAGAGCGGUCCCGGAUGAUGGUCUUCUCCAAGAGGCAGAGCCCGCCCAGGAAGCGGAAGGAUGAGCGGGAGGAGCGCGACAAGGAAGAGGCGGCGGAGUUUGAGAUGAAGCUGGCCAACAUCAUGCAGAAACGCCCGGACAAGCGCUUGAAGUGGCUCCAGAAGGGCAUGCUGCUGAUCGGGAGGAAGAUGAUCAAAGCCUCGGAUUUCUAUGAGCUGGUCAUGGACAAGAUUUUCAUCUCAGAUGUGCCGGCCGAAAUUGGUACCAAGAUGAAAGCGUCCAUGCUCGCCAACCUCCAUCUCUUCUCUUCCAAGCAGCAGAAGGCGUUGCAAAGCGAAUCAUGUCACUUCAAUCAGUUCUCAUCGGCCUCUUCGAAGGACCGCCCGGCCAAGGAGCCCAAGCGCGGUCAGGACCGCGAAGGCGGCGAGGGCAAAAAGAAGGCGCGCAAGCGCCGAGCCAAGGAUUCGCGGGACAGUGCAGAUGAAGCAGACUCCCUGGACUCUCGGGCUCCACCGCCUCGGCGCCCGCGUCGGGACGACCGCCGGGAUGACCGCCGGGACGACCGCCGGGACGAUCGCCGGGAUGACCGACGGGAUGACCGUCGGGACGACCGACGGGGCGCCGAGGACAGAGACCGGGCUGACGACCGCCGCAUCUACGCCCGGGGCGCGGCCGACGAUGGCUACUGA
Molecule: messenger RNA, 771 nt
Organism: Symbiodinium natans
Lineage: Eukaryota; Dinophyceae; Suessiales; Symbiodiniaceae
Source: the annotation of a GenBank genome assembly